UUUAUAUGCACUUUUGGAACUGCAUGCUUGCAACGGCAGAGUGGCUACGGCCUUAACUUGUUCCAGUGAUUAUUCCUGAAAUACAGUCUGUUCCUCAUACGGAGUGUGUAUCUUGGAAACUGAAAAGAUGAAUAGAAAGUCAUCCACUGAAGACAAUGGAGCAGAUACAAAUGAGCAUCCAAUGCUUUCCAAUGAACCCAUGGGUGAGAAAGAAAAAAAGGUGGAAUUGGGGAAGAAAGUGACACUUCUAUCUGGGAUUUCGGUCAUUGUUGGGACCAUAAUUGGAGCUGGGAUCUUCAUCUCUCCAAAAGGAAUCCUUAAACACUCAGGCAGUGUUGGAAUGUCUCUGAUAGUGUGGAUCGCUUGCGGUGUGCUUUCACUGUUUGGAGCCUUGUCCUAUGCUGAACUGGGAACUUGUAUUAAGAAGUCUGGUGGGCAUUACACAUACUUACUGGAGGCUUUUGGUCCGCAUGUGGCUUUUAUUAAACUGUGGACCGAUCUCACUGCUAUCAGGCCUGCUGGGAUGGCAGUAAUCUGUCUGGCUUUUGGCCAGUACAUACUGGAACCUUUGUUUAUGCCAUGUGAUGUUCCACCUAUUGCCAUCAAAUUGGCAGCAGCCAUUGGCCUCACCUCGGUAAUGUACACAAAUAGUAUGAGUGUGAGGUGGACAGCACGGAUUCAAAUCUUCUUCACCCUCUGCAAGCUGGUGGCCAUCAGCACCAUCAUAGUUCCUGGAGUAUACCAGUUCUUCAAAGGGGAGACACACAACUUUAAGAAAGCCUUUCAACUGGACAACAUGAAGGUGUCAACUUUACCUUUGGCUUUCUACUCUGGAAUGUAUGCAUACGCUGGAUGGUUCUACCUAAAUUUUGUUACAGAGGAAAUUGAUAAUCCUGAAAGGACAGUGCCCCUGGCUAUCUGUAGCUCCAUGGCAAUUGUGACAACCUGCUAUGUGCUGGUUAAUGUGGCAUACUACACAGUGAUGUCAGUUGAGGAGCUCCUGGCCUCAGACGCAGUGGCUGUGACAUUUUCAAAGAAGUUGAUGGGGAAUUUUUCGUUAGCGGUGCCCAUAUUUGUGGCCAUGUCGUGCUAUGGCUCCAUGAAUGGCUCCCUCUUGGUCCUGUCAAGAACAUUCCUGGUGGCAUCACGUGAAGGACAACUACCUGAGGUUUACUCCAUGAUUCACAUUCGCAGAAACACUCCAAUAGCUGCCGUCCUCAUACUGUAUCCAAUGACCAUGCUCCAGCUGUUUCUGGGAGACAUCUACAGUCUGUUAAACUUCAUGAGCUUUCUGCGGUGGUUAUCCAUUGGUGUGGUAGUCCUUGGUUUAAUCUACCUUCGAUACACCCGGCCAGACCUCCCACGUACCUUUAAGGUACCGAUCUUCAUCCCAGUGGUUUUCAGCCUUACUUGUUUCUUCAUGGUCUUCCUCUCGCUGUAUUCAGACCCACUCAACACAGGCAUUGGAUUUGCCAUUUCUCUGACAGGGAUCCCAGCCUACUACAUCUUUGUACACUUCCACCGUAGGCCCAAGUGGUUGCAAAGGGCUUUAGAUUCUAUCAAUAGAAGCUUACAGAUUCUCCUGGAAGUGGUCCCUGCUGAGCAAUAAUUGCAACCACAUCCUACGUCUUUGGAAAAUAAUAGCUACUCUAUACAUUGUCAAACAGUAAGUUCAAACAAGUGCUUUGUACAACCAGGAUCCAAACUUAAAUUAGUUUACACUACCUAUGAGCUUCUGUGUAUUUUACCUCAAUUUUCAACAACCUUUAUUAAACAACACUGUUGUGUGUCCUUUUCCUAACCACA
This is a messenger RNA of Phyllopteryx taeniolatus (common seadragon), 1806 nucleotides long. RefSeq names its product solute carrier family 7 member 11 (gene slc7a11). NCBI's taxonomy places the organism in Eukaryota, Metazoa, Chordata, Actinopteri, Syngnathiformes, Syngnathidae. The transcript is spliced from 12 exons. Gene Ontology annotation, molecular function: L-amino acid transmembrane transporter activity. The coding region runs from base 128 to 1609 and encodes 493 amino acids. Gene Ontology annotation, cellular component: membrane. The record is from RefSeq and is a predicted model, not a curated record. Gene Ontology annotation, biological process: amino acid transmembrane transport.